UGGUUCUAAAGCGGUGAAGCGUACAGCCAACCACCCAGCCGAGCGUGUCGGGAAUUGAAGCUUUGGGGCUUCGGAGCUCUCUGCACAUUGACCACAUGAUGGCCUCGCAUCUCGACGAGAAUGAGAAAGCCGACCGUAGCGGCGAUUUGAUUGAACCGAGUAUUUUUGGUAUCACUCAUAUUUAUUGGACCACGGACCCAUGCUGCCUGAGCCUCGAAAUCCGGAGAGGAUUGCUCAUUGGACACGCUUGUUACAACAGAAUGUUCGAUACUUUGGCGGUCACUAGGGGUGGCUUUCGAGCUGCCCGUUGCAGUUCGCGCCGUGGGGACGAGAUGCAGCCAAGAAUGCGAUCUUCGAUGCGGGACUUUGUCGUCACCACUGUCAAUUCCCUAUUUCUGGGCAUCGUCGGUUCGCUACACAGAUCCUUAUCUACCGAGCUGCCUGUUUACCGCAAGUUCCAUGCGAUACCUCAUCUUUUCGACUCAACUUCGCGGCCUUUAGCGAGGGUUGGGGGGAACGACUGCUGCUGUUCACGUGCAAAGAUACAGAUAUGUAUAUGCGGUCAUUUGCUGUCGCAUGCAGAUAUUCUCCAAGGAUCUCGAGGGUUGGUGAUGGAUCUCACUUGGCUGGACGAAUGGACAGGCUGCAGUUGAUGCGGGCAACUCCGACUACAGCCGCGAGGACCGCUAUAUGCGCUUUGAAGCGGCGUCUUUUGAGCUUCCAUACAUGAUCCAGAAACCUUCCGUUUUCAGAUUCGCGCAUACGUGUCUUGCAUCAGGGUUCAGGAGAUUGGGGAGGCAUCA
Eremomyces bilateralis CBS 781.70 is the source of this 803-nucleotide messenger RNA. RefSeq lists its product as uncharacterized. The record is from RefSeq and is a predicted model, not a curated record. NCBI's taxonomy places the organism in Eukaryota, Fungi, Ascomycota, Dothideomycetes, Eremomycetales, Eremomycetaceae. The transcript has a single exon. Bases 96 to 653 code for a protein of 185 amino acids.